AUGGUAGAGAUGCUGCCAACUGCCGUUCUGCUGGUCUUGACAGUGUCUGUAGUCGCUAAAGAGAACACCACGUGUGAUGGCCCCUGUGGGAUCCGGUUCAGGCAGAGCCCGCAGGGGGCCAUGCGUAUUGUGGGUGGCCAGGCUGCAGCUCACGGGGCCUGGCCCUGGAUGGUCAGCCUCCAGGUCUUCACUUACCACAACAACCGGAGGUACCACGCCUGCGGGGGCACCCUGCUGAACGCCCACUGGCUGCUGACCGCCGCCCACUGCUUCAGGAACAAAAAGAAAGUGUAUGACUGGAGACUGAUUUUCGGGGCCAGGGAAGUGGAGUAUGGCAGCAACAAGCCAGUGAAAGCACCUGCACAGGAGAGAUACGUUGAGAAAAUCGUCAUUCAUGAGCGAUACACAGCCGGGUUGGAGGCCAACGACAUCGCUCUCCUGAAGAUCACACCCCCCAUUGUCUGUGGGCACGUCACCGGCCCCGGCUGCCUGCCCCAGUUCCGGGCAGGCCCACCGAGGGUCCCCCAGACCUGCUGGGUGGCCGGCUGGGGAUUCUUAAAAGAGAACGACUACAGGACGUCGCCUGUGCUGCAGGAAGCCCGCGUGGAGCUCAUCGACCUGGACCUGUGCAACUCCACGCAGUGGUACAGCGGCCGCAUUCGCUCCACCAACGUGUGUGCGGGGUAUCCCGAAGGCAAGGUGGACACCUGCCAGGGGGACAGCGGCGGACCUCUCAUGUGCAGAGACAGCGGGGAAAACGCCUAUGUGGUCGUGGGAGUCACAAGCUGGGGGGUAGGCUGUGCCCGCGCUAAGCGCCCUGGAGUCUACACAUCUACCUGGCCCUACCUGAACUGGAUUGCUUCCAAGAUCGGGUCCAGCGCCUUGCAAAGGGUUCAGCUGUCCACUCCUUCCCCCCCGACUGCCGCAGCACCUGCUAGACUCCCCUCUGUUAACCCUUCUCUCCACCCUCCUUGGUACUUCCAAGGGCCCCCUCAGCCGCCUUCCCUCCGACCACCUGCACCACGACCCCGGCCCCGGCCCCCGGCCCCACCACCCUCCGCACCGGCACCCCCAGCUUCCACCAAACCUCCCCAAGUUCCUUCCUUUGCCAAGCGACUACAGCAGCUCAUAGAGGCCUUACGGGGGAAGGCCCUUUACAAUGGAAGAGGCAGUUAUGAGACAGAGUCAGCAGACCUCACUGAACUGACCACCUCCUCCUCAUCCGACCCCACUGUCAACAGGCCCCACGAACUCUUCACUCUUCAGGGGAAGAAAAAGAUGAAAUAA
This is a messenger RNA of Hipposideros armiger (great roundleaf bat), 1287 nucleotides long. RefSeq names its product acrosin (gene ACR). The coding region runs from base 1 to 1287 and encodes 428 amino acids. NCBI's taxonomy places the organism in Eukaryota, Metazoa, Chordata, Mammalia, Chiroptera, Hipposideridae. The record is from RefSeq and is a predicted model, not a curated record. Gene Ontology annotation, biological process: acrosome reaction; proteolysis. Gene Ontology annotation, cellular component: acrosomal vesicle. Gene Ontology annotation, molecular function: serine-type endopeptidase activity. The transcript has 5 exons.